Austrofundulus limnaeus is the source of this 4939-nucleotide messenger RNA. RefSeq names its product myocyte enhancer factor 2cb (gene mef2cb). Lineage: Eukaryota; Metazoa; Chordata; Actinopteri; Cyprinodontiformes; Rivulidae. Gene Ontology annotation, biological process: heart development; positive regulation of transcription by RNA polymerase II; cell differentiation. Gene Ontology annotation, molecular function: RNA polymerase II cis-regulatory region sequence-specific DNA binding; DNA-binding transcription factor activity, RNA polymerase II-specific; histone deacetylase binding. The transcript has 11 exons. Bases 926 to 2482 code for a protein of 518 amino acids. The record is from RefSeq and is a predicted model, not a curated record.
GCCCAUCCUCUUCCUCUACAGUGCUCCUUUCGGAGCAGUUAAUUGUGCGUCCACUCUUAUCGGGGCUGGCGCGAUAAUAGAGCAUAAAGAGGCAUGCCUCGUUCAUUAAAGUGGAGUUGGGAUUUGUGAGACCGCCCCCUUUCAGGAGUCAAAAAAAAAAAAAAAGAAGAAGAAGAAGACGAGAGGAGAGCAGAAAAGAAGAAAAAAAGAUUAUUUCUCCUCGUCAGGAGAAGGUUGUAGGGGACCAUUCGCUGACGGAAAGGACCAGAAACAGCUCCAGCACUUCACCUCCACCUCCUCCACCGAGUCCCUCGCCGCUCACCGGCACCUCGCAGAGAGAACAGGCGCAGCGUCCUCACCGCCUCCAGAGCAGACACUGUCCGAUCACACAGAGGGUGGGGGGAGCGACGGAGAGAGAGAAGGAGAGAGAAAGAGAGAGAGAGAGAGAGAGAGGAGUUUUCUCUGAUAUUAUACAGACGCCUACCACGUAGCUACUGUACGUUACUUUUUUUUUUCCUCCCCUCUCUCCCGGCGCCUUCUUUUGCUAAGUUGCGCUCCUGGAUUUUAAGUGCGUCUCAGCGAACUCCGUCCCCAUCAGGCAGCGCGGCUCCGACCUUCCUGUCAAACGGCCGGGCCAGACGAGCYGGCGGACCGCUUCUUGUCUUGUCUUUUAUUUUUGUUUUGUUUUAUUUUUUCCCCUCCUUCCUUCCUCUCUCUUCAGCCAGGAGAAGAUUUCAAAGCGAAACAAAAGUACAGAUGCUGGAAUCUUUGAGCUGAUUGAAACAAAUAGAAAGCAAGAGAGAGAGAAAGAGAUAAAGGAAGAGCAGAAGAGGGAAAAGAAAGAAGAGAUAGAAGAAGAAAGAAGCAAGAGAAGAAAGGUUUGAAUUCUUGAAGAAAGAGGAGAGAAAAAAAAGAGACGGGGACGAUGGGGAGGAAAAAGAUUCAGAUCACGCGGAUUAUGGAUGAACGCAACAGACAGGUGACAUUUACAAAGCGAAAGUUUGGCCUGAUGAAGAAGGCGUACGAGCUGAGCGUGCUGUGCGACUGCGAGAUUGCCCUGAUCAUCUUCAACAGCACUAACAAGCUGUUCCAGUAUGCCAGCACAGACAUGGACAAGGUCCUCCUUAAAUACACUGAGUACAACGAGCCCCACGAGAGCAGAACCAACUCUGAUAUUGUGGAGACGUUGAGAAAGAAGGGCCUAAACGGCUGUGACAGCCCAGACCCAGAUGCAGACGACUCGGUUGGCCACAGCCCCGAGUCUGAGGAGAAGUACAGGAAAAUAAAYGAAGACAUUGAUCUGAUGAUCAGCAGACAGAGACUGUGUGCAUUGAACAAGAAGGAGAACAAGGGCRGCGAGAGCCCGGAGCUCGAGUCUGCUCUCAUCCUCACCCCACGCACUGAGGAGAAAUACAAACAGAUUAAUGAAGAGUUUGAUCACAUGAUAAAAACUCAUAAGAUACCUCAGGCUGUGCCCCCAUCAAACUAUGACAUGCCUGUGUCCAUUCCUGCUAGCAACCAGAACAAUCUAAUCUACAGUCAUCCCGGCGGGUCCCUCAGCAACCACAAUCUGUUGCCGUUAGCGCACCAUGGUCUACAGAGGAAUAGCAUGUCUCCUGGAGUGACACACAGACCCCCCAGUGCAGGUGGCCUCAUGGGCGCUGACCUCACCACUGGCGCAGGCACCAGUGCUGGUAAUGGCUAUGGAAAUCAUCGUAACUCACCUGGACUGCUAGUCUCCACCGGUGGAAUGAACAAGAACAUGCAGGCGAAGUCUCCCCCACCUAUGAACCUGGGCAUGAACAACCGCAAACCUGACCUUCGUGUGCUCAUCCCCCCUGGAGCAAAGAACAACAUGCCYUCCAUUAACCAGAGAAUAAACAGCUCUCAGUCUGCUCAGUCAUUGGCCACCCCUGUGGUAUCAGUAGCAACUCCCACUCUGCCAGGACAAGGCAUGGGCGGUUAUCCAUCUGCCAUCUCUACUUCUUACGGUACCGAGUACUCCCUGAACAGUGCAGACCUGUCCUCGUUGUCUGGCUUCAACAGUGGCAGCUCCCUGCACCUUGGCUCAAUGAGUGGGUGGCAGCAGCAGCAUCUUCAAAACAUGCAGCAUUCAGCUCUCAGCCAGCUCGGAAAUUGCUCUAGCUCUCACUUAUGUCAGGGUUCAAAUCUGUCCCUGCCCUCUGCUCAAAGCCUGCACAUCAAGUCCGAACCUGUUUCUCCUCCUAGAGAUCGCACCAGCAGCACACCCGGGGGCUACGGUGGCGGGGUGCCGCCUCCCCAGAACCCCGCRUCCCGCCAGGACUCGGGUCGCUCCCCCGUCGAUAGCCUGAGCAGUUGUAGCAGCUCCCACGAAGGCAGCGACCGCGACGAUCACAGGAACGAGUUCCACUCGCCUCUAGGACUGGCCCGGCCCACCCUGGACGAGCGGGAGAGUCCGUCCAUCAAGCGGGUGCGCCUUUCGGAAGGAUGGGCGACAUGAUGGCCCUGUCAGCACCCCACCCCCCGGCAGCAUCCCCCCCCCGAGUUGCCCGGAGCCCCCUGACAGUGCAGCAUUACGAGGCCCCCACUCCCAAGUCAGCUCCCUCCUCUUCCUCUCACUCGACGUCAUGAGUCACACACCACCCAACCCCACGGCCUCUCUCCUUUUAUCUCUUUAACACUGAAGGAAGGGAAAGGGGCAACCCUUUUCAAAAAAAUGUUUGUAAUUUCUUUUUCUUUUUUUAUUUUAUUUUAUUAUUUUUUUUGCUGAGUGUGUGUGUGUGCUUUACAUAUUGACAUUAUAUAAAGUGGGCUCUUGUUUUAGGGUUUUGGGUGGGUGGGUGUUGGUUUGGAUGGGAUCUGGGGGAAUUUUGUGGGGGGAACUAUGCAUAAAUUGUAUUGUGUGUGGUUACAAAGAUAUGCAUAUAUCUUUACACGUACUUAUGUGUACAUAUAUGCUUAUCAGCAAAUCGGAAAAGUAGUCAGGUACUCAGUCUCAUAAAAUGUACUUACAGUUUGCCUCAGCAAUGUAUCAUUAGAUAACAAAAAAAGGACAAAAUAUAAUAAAAAAAAUCAAUACCAUGAGGGCGAGUGUGUCCACUUGAGUUGGACAGGAAGUACGUGUGUACAGAAUCAGUUUCAUUGGUAUUCUCUGCAGCUCUCCUUUGCAAAAAUGUGUGUUUAACAUUAGAUGAUGUCAUGUUGCAGGUUCAACGUAUUUAUGUAAAUAACGGGUCACUGGUGUGGGGAGGUGGGGGGUGGUGCAGGAGUCAGAAGUUGCCGGACAAUUCAGCUAUUAUGCAACAUUUGAAGGAUUGUACAGGUAAACAUGUAAACCUGAUUGAAGGUGUUUGGCACCUUUGGCGAUUUUAGCACUCCCCCUUAAUGAACGGAGUGAGGACCACCCUUUGAUCCAAGAGCUCCGCAGGUGUAAUCAACAACUCUGGAUCUAGUAUUAACUACUCAGUAUUGAUAAACAAUUUAAAAAAAUGUUAAAAAUGAAAGCAAAAAAAAGAAUACAAUUGUACGAUACACUUGCUUAUAUUUUCAUAUGAAAGGAAUACAAUGCAAAGCAUUUUGUGGCUUUUUGUAGUUUCUAUAAGCCAGAAUGUGUUUUUGAUAGCUUUGCUAAUAAAAGAUGGAUAGUUUACCCUAAAGGGGAGGGGGGAAUUGACUGGGCUUUGAAGCCCCAAGCCAUGAAAAACAGACUGAGAUCCAAUGCUUUGCUGAACUGUUUUAUCUUUGUAGAGGUUUGUUUUUAAACGUGUAUUUCUAAUUAUAUAUAAUAAUGGUAAUAUUAAGAAUCUUUAAAAAAAAAUCUGUGAAAUUAACAUGCUUGUGUAUAGCUUUCUAAUAUAUAAAUAUAUAUAAUGAUUUUUUUUUUUUUUGGUUUCUUAGUGGAGUUUCUAUGUGCAGUUGCACAUGUUGUCUGGUUUGUUUCAUUUGAACUCUGAACAGUGCUGUUUAGAGGUUGUAUUUAGACUAAUGUUGAAAAACCAGCUGGGAAGCCGUGAGCAGGUUGGAGAACCAGGAGAGGUGGGCCUGAAUGCUGAAAAUGUGGAAAAUGUCACAAGACUGAAACUGGAGGUGACGCAGAAAUAAAAUGAAAUACUAAAUAAACACACUUUUGUCACAAUGUUGAGAAAAUAUGACCGACCCUCAGAGUAUGGCUACAAGUGUAUAUAUAUAUUUCUAAAUGAUCAAAUUGAAUCGUGUUGAUCAAAUGAAGCAUAUAUACUGUAUAUAUUUUUGGGGACGCUAUCCACUUUCAACCUCAGGUCUUCUCCAGUCUUUGCUUGUGUUCCAAACUGUACAAUUUUCUUUGUAAUCUCAUACAUAAAGCAAUUUUCCUCUUCCCCCCAAUUGAUAACUCACCACUAAUCAUUCGCCAGUCAGAUUUGAUUCUGUAUCGUUCUGUCACUCCUCGUGUUCUAGUCUUCAAAACACAGUUCCACAUUGCCRUCACUGACAGGUCAGCUGAAGAUGCAGAAGGUAGAAGUGAUCAUGCUGGUUUGGGAGAAGCACAAUUGUUUAUUUUUUAGAUGAAUAGUCGUUUUGAUUUUUUGAUUUUUACUCUCUCUUUAUUUAAACAUUGAAACUAGCCACAUAUUUCUCUGCCUCCCACUCCUGUAUCUGCAGUCACUUAAGUGGUAUAAUAUUUCUAUGUGCAUAAUUCAUGCAGGUUCACAUGUUGUUACUGUAUACAGUCUGUGUAGUCAAAAUGGGGCAGAGCCUCUGUAAAGGUGUUCUUUCUUUUAUUUUUUAAAACUUCAGUACAAAAAAAAAGGUUGGGGGAGAAAAAAAAAUCAAUAAAUAUGAUGUUUCAGGCAGCAAACGUGUGGAGAAACCAAAGCCAGUGGUAUUUCUGUGUUGUAAAAUCAACUUUUAUUUUCACAGUCAUUUAUGGUUUUUUGCAAGCAUUGAAACAAGAUAAUAAAAAGAACUUUGUUCAAACGUA